Messenger RNA from Parasteatoda tepidariorum (common house spider), 6703 nucleotides. RefSeq names its product Na(+)/H(+) exchanger protein 2. Gene Ontology annotation, cellular component: plasma membrane. Gene Ontology annotation, molecular function: potassium:proton antiporter activity; sodium:proton antiporter activity. Gene Ontology annotation, biological process: sodium ion import across plasma membrane; proton transmembrane transport; potassium ion transmembrane transport. Lineage: Eukaryota; Metazoa; Arthropoda; Arachnida; Araneae; Theridiidae. The record is from RefSeq and is a predicted model, not a curated record.
AUAACCCAGUGAUCUACAUUGAGUCGUUGGUGUGAGUAGAAAAAGAGAGGAGCGAGUUCUCUUUUAGUAAAACCGGUGAAUUGAUACACGGCGCUCACAGGAGGUAUUUUUGAUAAAAACGAUGUUUUAGAAAGUAAUAUGUAACGAUAGUUUUGAAAAAGUCAAUUAUUUUAUUUAAAAAUAUGUAAAAAUCUGCUUUUUUGGAGAGAAUUAUUGUAAAUUUAGAAUAUUUUAAGAACAAAUGAAUUAGAUAUGUAUUUUGUGAUCUCUACAAGGCAAAGAGCUUUAAGAUUUAAAUUUGGUUGAAACUACAAAAAAAAAAAAAAAAAAAAAAACAGAAAAAUGAUUUCUUUCAAAACAUUUCGACUUUGUUUAUUAACGACUUUUUUGUUUUUUGGAAACUGUUUUUGUGAAGAUGAGGGAAAUAACUUAAAAACGGAAGUGAUUUCUAAUAAAGCGAAUGAACCUCAUCUUCAGCCACUUCGUGAUGUUUCUACUGUGCCAUCUACACAACGAACUGUCCAUGAAGUGAAAAGAUUUCCAGUAGCUAUUUUUGAUUUCGAUCAUGUAGCAGGUCCAUUUAUCAUUACUGCAUGGAUUUUCGUUGCUUGCUGUGCCAAAAUCGGUUUCAACGUCACUCCAAAACUAGCCAAUUAUUGCCCAGAAAGUUGUGUUCUGUUAAUAGUUGGUGUAGUUUUAGGUUUGGUGCUCUUCUUCAGUGGAAUGACAGUUGGUCCGCUCACCCCUACAGUAUUUUUCCUUUUUAUGCUGCCACCGAUUGUAUUUGAUGCAGGAUAUUUCAUGCCAAAUCGUCUCUUUUUUGACAACAUCAUUUCAAUUCUUACAUAUGCAGUCAUUGGAACAGUUUGGAAUGCUCUAAGUAUCGGAGUCUCUUUGUGGGCGAUUGGACUCACGGGAAUAUUUUAUUACGAAGUGCCACUAUUGGAUAUGUUGUUAUUUAGUUCAAUCGUCUCUGCCGUAGAUCCUGUUGCUGUAUUGGCUGUUUUUGAAGAAAUACACGUCAACGAAGUUCUGUACAUAAUUGUCUUCGGGGAAUCUUUGCUCAACGACGCAGUCACUGUCGUUCUGUAUCAUAUGUUCGAAGGUUACACGGAGAUGGGCUUAGCUAACAUUUUAGCAAUAGACUAUUUUUCUGGAAUUGCAUCCUUCUUUGUUGUUUCCUGCGGUGGAACAUUAAUUGGAAUAGCGUUUGGAUUUUUGACUGCGUUUCUCUCAAAACACACAACUUCCGUUCCAGUUAUUGAACCCAUGUUUCCAUUCAUAAUGGGCUAUAUGGCGUAUCUUUUUGCAGAAAUCUUUCAUCUAUCAGGAAUUCUAUCAUUGGUUUUCUGUGGUAUUACCAUGAAGAAUUAUGUUGAUGAAAACAUUUCGAAUAAAAGUCAUGUGACAGUGAAAUAUGUUACAAAAAUGUUAGCUACAGCAUCCGAAACAAUAAUUUUUGUUGUUUUAGGAGUUUCAACUGUUAAUGACAAUCAUGAAUGGAACACGUGGUUUGUCUUAUUCAGCAUACUUUUUUGCAGCGUAUAUCGAGCUAUAGGUGUGAUUGUUUUAACGGCCAUACUGAACAAUUUUCGUCUUCAUCAAUUGAAUGGAGUCGAGCAAUUCAUCAUGUCUUAUGGAGGAUUAAGAGGUGCAGUUGCUUUUGCUUUAGCUCUCAUUAUUGAUAAAGACGUAAUUCCAAGUAAAAAUAUGAUGGUUACAACAAUCAUUGCAGUCGUGUAUUUUACAGUAUUUGUUCAGGGAAUGACAAUUCGAUUUUUUGUGAGAAUUUUAAAGGUAACACAAAAGAGCGAAAAAGAAAUUUCAAUGAAUGAACGACUUCAUGGUACAGUUAUGGAUCACGUGAUGGGAGGAAUUGAAGAAGUUGCUGAUCAGUUUCUUGGAAAUAACAAAAUAAGAGACAGGUUUAAAUACUUCAAUAACAAAUACUUGAGACCUUACCUAACUAACCACUCCAAUGUGAACGAGCCCAAAAUAUUCCAAACUCAUUCCAGAUUGAAUUUAAUGGAUGCCAUGAACAUUGUAAACAAUGGAUCGAAACCGAAUUUCCAGCCUGAAUUAUCUUUAUCUGGUGUCUUGAGAAAUUACACCCAAACUAAUUUGGCCAAACUUGCUACUCCAGAGGAACCCAAUGGACUGAUUAGUGAUCCUCCACUCUUAAAUAUUGAUGUGGCUGAAUUGACUUACAAUCCAAGUUUUAAGGAUCUCAAAGAUUCAGAAAUUCAUCACAUUCUGGAAGAUGCCAUGUUUAAACCUCCGAAGAGGGUUCGACGUUAUAGUCAUUCACAGUUUGAUGAAGCUUCGCCCAAGCAUCCUCCGUUUCAUCAUCAUAUGCGAUUGCAGAUUCGACGUCUUAUUAGUGAAAAAUCUCGCAAGAAAAAGAAAGCUUUAAAUAGUCUUCCAACCAAUCAUAAUAAAGUACUACCUAUCAGUACAGUGUAUCUAAGUCCAGGUCCAAAUCGUCCUCAAGUCACUGUUACAACUCCUUCAGAAGAAGAUGAUGGAGUGAUUUCUUUCAUAGCAAAAUCUACUUCACCAACAGAGACUGAACCUGAACCCCAGCGUACCCUGACUGAAACAAUUUUACCUUGGAGACGUGUGGAUGAGGACCACUUCGAUUAUCCUGCAAAGCCACAAGAAGAAUUUCCAUCUUGGGUUGAUAAUCGAGAAUACUAUCCAGGCUAUAUGUCGCCCACUCCUGAUUUUCUAGAAAGAAUUAGUGAUAAACCAUAUCCAAGCGUGCCAGAAACUCAUGAUGUCAUUUAUGAUUCCAUCGAAGAAGAAAAUGACGAAUGCUUUGAACCUGAAAAGGCCGAAGCCAGUACUUCCAAAAUUGAUAAUAGUGAGAUCACAGUCAAAGAAGAAAUACCAAAAGAAAUCCCAAGAUUUCAUCCUGAAACUCAUCGAAGCAUUCCACCGGAUAACGAAGAAAUUCCAAAAGAAAUUCCAAGAUUUAAUCCUGAAACUCAUCGAAGCAUUCCACAGGAUAGAAGACGACGGUAUUUUCGGGAACACGUUCGGCGGCGAACCCUGACAUCCCCGGAUCAAUUUUCUUUCCAUAGUGAUCAAUCAGGAGAAUCCCGACCACAAUCAGGAGACUCCAUCAAUAUUGAAUGUCCUGAUGUUGUCCUGGAUAUGGAUAUUGAGACUGAAAACGCAACUACGAAACUGUGAUCUCUUAAAUAACUAAACAUUGUUUAAGAAAACAUAUCAUUCGUGAGUAACUUAAACACUUUUAAAAAUGGCAUCUUUAUUCAUAAAAUUAUUGUUGAUGUGAAUCGAUAUUGUGAUAGUUAGUUUUUUUAUUAUACUCCCCAAUUCAUGAGCGAAGCGAUAUGUUUCGAUAGUGAAAAGUGCGCAUGAAUAGCGUCACUACAUAAAACGACACUAUUUUUGCGCAGUUUUCACUGAUGAACUCUGCACUUGAGUUUUGCCGUAAGUUAAUUCACACAUUCAUAAAUCAAUUCUCCUAAAGAAGCAAUGAGUUUACCAACUAUAAAUAAGGAGAGUGAUUCAGCGCAACAGUACAAAGUUAGAGGAAACUUAUGUUUCCUCUAACUUUGUAAUAAGGCACAUCAAAAUCAUUGGGCAUUGCAUAGAAACUUAUGACCGAAAAUGUUAUCGUAGUUGUUAGAGAAUUUCCCCUGAUACUGAUGCAUGUUCAUGCGCAUUUGAUCGGACAGUUUCAUUUAUAAAAGUUAUCUUAGUUUCGUUUCCUCUAUUAAUUUGGUCGAAAAUGGCAUUCAAAUAGGUCCAAAUUUAGCUGUUUUAUGGUAGUCCAAUGAUUUGGCGAUUAUUUUGCAGAACUCGCCAAGUUGGUUGCUAAAUCAGUAAAUUGCGGUAAAAUUGCUAUUACAGAGAGUAUUUAAAUACAAUUUUUAACAAUAGUUGUUAGAGAACACAAAAUUAAGCCAUUUUUGUUAAAUGAAAGUUCUGGUUCUAAUGCGUAUGAGCAGCAAGUCCAUAAUAGCAAGGCGCCCCUAGCGGCGAUGACAAUUCCGACCAUGGGUUGCUAAGCAGUUCUUUACCUACAUGAUGCGCCUGCCCUACUUUUUCUUCAAGUCUGUUACCGCUGUGAUGAAUAUGGAGGACGUCAAAUUUGUAAAAUAUUUGAUUAUGUAGUUGACGUCAUUCUGAUGUGUUUUUUCACUUGCGAAACUUAUCGUCUGAUACGUAGAAUUGAUUAUUAGAAUCGCAUCGAGAAAUGAAGUAAGAACUUGGUGCUAUGCAGUUUUAUUCUGGAACUACUAUUCCUAGGAAAAGUAAUUCCUUAAAAAGUAUUCAAAAUAUUCCUUCAGAAUGAGGAAUUUGUUAAAAAAUGUACAGAUGUCUAUUCAAAACAACAUAAUUUAAAUAAUUCCAUUUAAGUAGGACUCACUUGUUCGUAUUAAUCACUAACUAACAGUCUUCCAAUUUUGAUUGCUCUUAGUUAGAGCAACAAUUGAAAAAGAUAAAUAAAGUCAGUAUUCUAGUUAUCCUUUAGAAAGAAUUAUAGAUAUGAUAUUUCUAGUAGUACUAUUUUCUGGAACGACAGAUAGCUAACUAGAAAAGCAAUUGUAUUAUACCCUGAAAAAAAAUCAUCACUUACCUGCCUCAGUAACGAUAAAACGAUACAAUGAGCUUCAAGUUUAAUGUACGUCCUUAAAAUCUAUAACCAUAGUUCCAAAAUAAUAUAAAUUUAAUACAAAAAAACAUUGUUAUACAAAGUCGGUUUAACCUAAGACCCGAGCUUUAAAUAAUUGUUUAAAAAACUGCAAUUUUCACUCCGAAAUAUAUAGCUUAGAAGAAAGUAAACCUAAAAGUCAAUAAAAUACUUCUUAAGAAAGUCAAUUAAUUAAAUUUAAUUAGCUUUUUCAGUUUUUUAAUUAUUACAUAAAACAUUAUGCAUUUUAAUUUUUUGCGUAUGGUAGUGUAUUUUAUUGAGUAUUUCUUCCUUUUUUGGACAUAAAACAAAAGCCCCUAGAUUCAGAUAAUAAGAACAAAUCUGUUUAAGCGGUUAAUUGAAUCAAAUUUUCUUCGCCAUAAUUUUUCACUGUACAAAAAAUUCCAACCAACAAGAUAAAUCCACUUAUAUUUUUAUAUAGACAAUAGUUUUGUAAAGGCAGACAAACAGAAGAAAAACUCUUAAAAUAUUUUACACUUCAAGUGAUAAAUCUGUACCAAAUGUUGUGCAAUAUAUUGGACACUGGAUCUCUAGAGGCUUAAGUCACGCACGUCGAAGUUGAACAGCCUAUAAAAGCACCAGUUUGAAAGCUGAAAAGAAAGUUAAGUAUCACAGAGAUCAAAUGAAUUGUUGACAUUUAGUUUUAGCUGUGAAACUUUAGACGUUACUAUAAGUGUUUAAAAUGCCAUUUUUCCUGUUCAAAUUGGAAAUGCCACUCUCCAUUGUUGUUUUUCUUGCGUAUUUUUGUCCAUGGAGGCAGAAUUUUUGUUUAAAUCUCUUUUUGUUAUUUAAUAUCCAAAAUGGCUCUUUUCUUGUCAGCUUCUGAUCUAAAUGACCAGUAUCGAACUAAUCCUUUCAUCUUUUAGUCAUUGGGUACUUCUGUAUCAGGAUGAUUUCUUGCGAAACUCCUCAAUGAAAUGAAAAUAUGACUUUCGAACAAAAAUUACAUUCCGAAAUUUCGGUACUGAAAUAAUGGGACCGAAAUGCCAUAAGCCGGAUUGAAAUUCAUUCCAACCAAACUGCAUUAUUUAUGCACUGAAUAUAAAAUGAAUGUAAUGAAGUGAAUAUAAAGUUAGAUAAGAGAGAUAAAAUCAUUCUUCUUAGAGUUGUGCUUAUCUGAACGCAUGUUCCUUAUCUCGUUCUUGCAUUCACUUUGAAUGCUCUUAUGUGAAAUAAUUUAUCAGUCAUAUGCAGUCAGUGGUAUAAUCCACUUACCUCCCUUUGAAACCUUGAAUAGUGGCGCUUCUGUCGCCCCAGUAAUUUUCACAUGUCUCCAUUUUUCAUUUAAGCAACCUUUAUAUUGUUGAAAAAUACGUCUUGACCAUUACCAUAUUUGUAUAAAGAAUUUAGACUACAAAAAUUCGAUUAGCUUUAUAUUUUCGAUAUGUACACUUUUUCAAGAGAUAUCAUCGAAAUUUAAAAUAUUUCCUUGGCAUCAGAACUAGAAUGCCUGAAUUUGAAAAACAUCGUAACAAUCUAAACGAUUUUGACCAAAAUCGUCGCGAGAUGUUUUGUUCCAAAAUCGCCUCUCCCAAAUUUUCUUAAGUAAGGCACUCUUUGGAAAAUUUCUAUAUGAAUUCUAGAUACUGUGAAAAAAAAGUUAAGUCUGCUGUCUCAAUUUAGUUAAGAAAUAUUUACUAAAAAUAAAUCGAGCUAGACAUAACUGGUUUGAAAAUCAGUUUGAAUACUAUUGUCAAAAUUAUGAGACACUAAAAUUUAAAUUUAUUUAUUUUUUCAAAAUUAUGCACGAAAUUAAGAAAUUUUCCUUGGGUACUGCUGUUGCUUUAUAAUUUAAUAUCCUGUAAGUUAUAUACUGGGUAUCGAAGCACCAUGAAUAUUGCACUUAACAUACACCCCUUUUGAUAUAUUUAUCAUGCACCCAAUAUGUUGUAUUUAACAUGCACCCUAAAUGUCCUAUUUAACAUACAUCCCGUAUAUUAUUAUUAUCAUUCACACUGCAUGUUAAACAUGACAUACAAGCUGGUCUGUGAUCACCACCCUUAAAAUACAUUUUUAAGA